AUGGAAACUUCAACAUUUGUUAAGCAGCUUUCCUCUAAUAAUAGGAGAGUUAGAGAAACUUCUUUGGAAGCUUUGCAAAAAUUCUUACGAGCACCACAACUUAAAAAUUCGAAACAGUUAGAAUUCGAUAAAUUAUGGAAGGGUCUUUAUUACGCUAUGUGGUUCAGCGAUCGUCCAAGACCACAACAACGUCUAGCUAAUAAACUGGGUGAGUUAUAUGGCGUAUAUUUCGAUGCAAACGACAACAAAAAUACAGCGGAAGAAAUAACCAUGAAUGAUAAAGCUUUUUUCAAGUUCAGUAAAGCCUUUUGGAAGGUAUUAUGCUUGGAAUGGUUUAAUAUUGAUCGUUACAGAUUAGAUAAAUAUCUAUUAUUAGUCAGAAGAGUAUUUUUCAAUCAAUUAAAAUAUUUACAAUCUAGGAAUUGGAGUAAGCCUGUGGUUGCUGGUUAUAUUGAAAAAGUAUUGAAGUCAUUACCAUUAAGCGGUGAUUCCAAAGUUUAUAGCGGGAUCCCAAUACAUAUUAUCGACAUUAUUCUCGAUGAGUGGGAAAGAUUAUUGACCAACCGCAAUGAUGAAUUUGAUAAUGAAGAUGAAGAGGAAUUAACUGAAGAAGAAAAAGCAUCGUUAGUGAAAGAUACCCCACUUGCUUUAUUCAUUGAAAUUUUUACUGAAUUACAAAACGACGUGAAUAAGAGCAAAGUGCUAAGAAACAAGAUCAAGGAGGAUCUUCUACACGAUGAAAGGUUGGUUAAAUGGGAGAUUCUUUCAAUAACCGAUGAAGGAGAAGAAGAAAGUGAAGCAGAAGAGGAUGAAGAAGAAGAAGAAGAAUGGAAGGGCUUCUAG
Kazachstania africana CBS 2517 is the source of this 843-nucleotide messenger RNA. RefSeq names its product Rrp1p (gene RRP1). Lineage: Eukaryota; Fungi; Ascomycota; Saccharomycetes; Saccharomycetales; Saccharomycetaceae. Gene Ontology annotation, biological process: rRNA processing. The record is from RefSeq and is a predicted model, not a curated record. The transcript has a single exon. The coding region runs from base 1 to 843 and encodes 280 amino acids. Gene Ontology annotation, cellular component: nucleus; preribosome, large subunit precursor; preribosome, small subunit precursor.